Molecule: messenger RNA, 600 nt
Organism: Drosophila arizonae
Lineage: Eukaryota; Metazoa; Arthropoda; Insecta; Diptera; Drosophilidae
Product: pfs47 receptor
Source: RefSeq, a predicted model, not a curated record
AUGCCGAACCAGAUAAGAUUUCAAAUGGAAAAACUUCCAUAAGCAAUAUUAGCUGGCUGCCUUUGGUAACCCUUAGUAACGAUUCAAAGGCCGAGCAGAAUGUCUGUCCACACUUGGUUACACUACAGCCACGGCGCCGUGCCCGAAGAUGCCGUCGUCGCUGGCCACGAUGCCGAUGGCGACACCAUCUUCAUUGGCCGUGCAUUCCAGAACAACGAUUUGCUGCCGGCGAAGGUCAUACCGAACAAGGGCAAGGCCUAUGUGGCCUAUGGCGGCAACGAGAUCGAGCUGGAGAACUACGAGGUGCUGAGUGGACAGAACUACAUAUGGCUGUCAGGCGCAAAUGGCGAGGUGCCAAUCGGUGCCGUUGAGGUAGGUCGCAACGUCGACGGCGAGACACUGUACGCUGGACGCGGCUACCAUGCCGGCAGCCUGACCGUGGGCAAGGUGCACCCCUCUCACGGCUGCCUCUACAUACCCUUCGGCUCCGAGGAGGUCAAGAUAUUCGCGUACGAGGUGCUGUCCCGGAACGCGCGUUAAGCGUCCGUUAACAUAUUUAAAUCAUUUUGUUGUGCAAUAAACUAAACCUUUUGUAGAAAC